Molecule: messenger RNA, 6682 nt
Organism: Girardinichthys multiradiatus
Lineage: Eukaryota; Metazoa; Chordata; Actinopteri; Cyprinodontiformes; Goodeidae
Gene: camk1a
Product: calcium/calmodulin-dependent protein kinase Ia
Exons: 12
Coding region: 258-1448 (396 amino acids)
Biological process (GO): peptidyl-serine phosphorylation
Cellular component (GO): intracellular anatomical structure
Molecular function (GO): calcium/calmodulin-dependent protein kinase activity; calmodulin binding; ATP binding
Source: RefSeq, a predicted model, not a curated record
AAGCACCUCCCAUUUUAAGAGAGAGUGACUCGACGACCAGAAGCAACAUUUUGCAGAUUGUUGAGAGAACAGUUAGUGAUUUUUAUGGUACACUACGCCCGUAGACGUCUGGAUUUCUUGACGUCAGGAGAAGUCUGAGCGCAUCCAGCGCUGCGCACAAGCUGAGCAACCACAUCUCUCCCAGAGGAAAGCAGGGCACUGCACAACUACAGAUCGCCAUUUAGCUUUAGUGUGGCGAAUCCAAUCAGCGUUGUAGGAUGCCUCUUGGAGAGGAUGGAAACGGAUGGAAGAAGAAGACAUCAGACAUCAAAGAACAUUAUGACUUCAAAGAAGUGCUGGGAACGGGGGCUUUCUCCGAGGUGGUUCUUGCAGAAGAGAAGAGGACUCGGAGGCUAGUGGCCAUCAAGUGCAUCCCUAAGAAAGCCCUGGAAGGGAAGGAGAACAACAUUGAAAACGAGAUCGCAGUUCUGCACAGAAUCAAGCACCCAAACAUUGUUUCCCUGGAGGACAUCUUUGAGAGUACAUCUCAUCUAUAUCUUGUCAUGCAACUAGUUUCUGGUGGAGAACUUUUCGACCGGAUUGUGGAGAAAGGGUUCUACACAGAGAGGGAUGCCAGCCAGCUCAUCCGCCAGAUCUUGGAUGCUGUUAAAUAUCUCCACGAUAUGGGAAUUGUUCACAGAGAUUUGAAGCCAGAGAAUUUACUGUAUUACAGCAUGGAUGAAGACUCCAAGAUCAUGAUCAGUGACUUUGGUCUGUCAAAGAUCGAGGGAGCGGGUAGUGUCAUGUCCACAGCAUGUGGUACUCCUGGUUAUGUGGCCCCUGAAGUUCUUGCUCAGAAACCAUACAGUAAAGCUGUGGAUUGUUGGUCCAUAGGAGUUAUUUCUUACAUUUUACUCUGUGGAUAUCCUCCAUUUUACGAUGAAAAUGAUGCCAAGUUAUUUGAGCAGAUUCUGAAAGCAGAGUACGAGUUCGACUCUCCAUACUGGGAUGACAUCUCAGAUUCAGCCAAAGACUUCAUUUGUCACAUGAUGGAAAAGGACCCUAUGAAGAGGUAUACUUGUGAGCAGGCUCUCCAACAUCCUUGGAUAUGUGGUGACACAGCUCUGAACAAGAACAUCCAUGAAUCUGUCAGUGCUCAGAUCAAGAAGAACUUUGCCAAAAGUAAAUGGAAGCAAGCAUUCAACGCCACGGCGGUGGUACGACACAUGCGGAGGCUGCAGCUGGGCACCAGUCUCGAGGGACCGAGUCAGAUUACUCCCACCAGUCCCUGCCAUGGACAUCUGCUCCCAGAGGAGGAGGUGGAGGAAGAGGAGGAUGAACUGGGGAACGAGGAGGAGGAGAGGUUGUCUCACUAUGAGGAUGGUCGUCGUGGAAGUAAUGAGGGUAGUACAGAUCAGGACAGCCUGAGAAGCUGUACCUACUGCUGCCGGCCAACCAGUCGCAUCUGAGCACAGCCUACUGGUGUCAUGAUGAUGAAGUGUCUUUGGAGCACCCAGAACCCGCCCACCCAGUCUGGCCAGUAAGGCAGAGUAGAUAUUAGUCAAGGUUUGCCAGAGCACAUACCCAAACAACAGUUCCUCUCUUCUUUGUGGUUAAAACAAAACAUAUUGUAUGUUUGUUUUUUUUUGUUUUAAAUACAUUAUUACUUCAAUGCUGUGAAAAAUGUAUUUUCCCUCUCAAUGUUGCUUGUUUUUGCUUUUUUUUUGUUGCCACAGAUAAAGGUUUUAGUCUAUUAACCAAAUUGUCAGUCACAGAUAAACAGUGUUAAUACAAGAAGCAGUUCUCAAGGGAUGAUUUAAAUUAUUAGGGUAAGCUAUUUUACCUGUGUUUCCUGUGAUUACCCACAUUUUUUGUUUAAUUGUACAGGCCUAAUUACUGUCAGACCUACAGAAUCAGGAAGUCACUAAAACACAGCCAGUUUGACAACAUGAAGUAGGUUAAAAUAUCUCAAAAGAAUUCAAGAACAGAUGAGAAACAAAGUUACAUAUGUAUGACUCAACAAUAACAAUGGGACUAGACAAAAGUCACACCCACUGCUGAUCAAAAAGAAGAAAAGAACAGAAGAAAAAAAAGAUCCUCAUAACAACAGUCAAACAUGGUGGUGGUGUGAUGGUAUGGGGCUGCUUUGCUGCUGCUGAACCUGAAUGACUUAUAAUUUAGGGGGCCAUUUAUUCAGUUCUUUAGCAGAAAAUCCUGAAUGAAAAUCUUUGGCCAUCAGUUUGUGAUCUUAAGCUCACAUGCACUUGUAGUAUGCAGCAGGACAAAUAAAGACAUACACCAGCAAAUUUAGCAAAGAAGAGUGAGACAACAUUCCUCCACAGAGAUAUAAAAAAAAAAACCUGCAGGUUAUCCUAAGAGCUUGGUAGCGGCAUUGUUAAGUUUAGCAUCACAUAAUUUUUCACAAAUGGAUAGCUUGGAUAGCUUUUUACCCUAAUUAAUUAAAUUAUGAUUUGAAAAUUGCAUUUUGUAUUUAUUCAGGUUAUCUUUGUCUGAUGAUCUAAAACAAAAAAGAAAAAACUGAAGAAAUCUGUAGGGAGGCAAAUGCUAUUUCAAAGAACUGUGUGUUGCAGAAGUGUUCACAAGGCUGCUUUAAGGAAUGCAGAGCGUCUUAUGUUUUUAAAAGGUCUAACUCAACAGCCCACCCUACUAAUGAAAUGAUUAGUUGUUUUGUGCAUCCACAGCAGAACAUGGCCUUUUACAAAUGGUUCAACAUGUUGGCUUCAGAGGGUGUUUAAAUCAAAGAGUUCUAAAAGCUGUGUCCUUUAUCAUAAUUGUUAGCUCGUUAUAUGCCACAUCUACCUCCAAUCAUAGCUUCUGUGUGUCUGCAUCCAUCUGGCUCCUGCACUCUAUAAUACUGGCAGCUUUUCAUGAAAAAUCUGACCAGACAGGUUACAAGGAAAAUAUCUUUUAAAGUACCAGUACUGAAAGCAGGUCUUGCAGGUCCUUCUACUCUUUAUCCAUUAAUGCAAUACCAAUCACUAGCCAAGAAGGUCAUUAAGUAGCUGAACAUUGUUACUUCCUCACGGUAUCCUUUAAUGCCUUGUUAACAACUCAGUUUUUGUAGAAAUUCCACUCAGGGAACCGUUUAGAUAAAGUAAACAAGUUCAAUGGAAAUCUAACUAAAGAUGAUUUAUUUAAAACUGAAGGUAGUUCUGUUACAAUAUGAAUUGAUCCACUUGAUUCCCCUUUUUAACAAGGGUGUACAGUACACUUUAUUUUAAUAAUAGUCCGAUUGACUCUUUCCAGCUCCAUCAGCUCCAGUACAGAAUAUAGUCCAACUCAGUUAAAUUAUAACUGACUUCUUUUUUUAAGGUACAUUUGGAUCUAAUUCAGUCCUAUUAUAGUCCAGAUUAAUCACAUUUAUUCCCAUUCUUACCAACUGAAUACCUCAGUCUAAAUUUAACCCAACCGAUUUAUUUCUACCCACUUACGUCUAAUUGAGCAUAGACCGGUUCAGUCCAAUUAUAAAUCUAGAAUAAUAUUCUUUCAAAUUAAACACAGACCAGUUCAGUGCGAUUACAAUCUAUGUGAAUUAAAUCAUUGUUUUUCACUAAAUACAGUAUACUUCAGUCCAACUGUGAAAUAUCUGGUACUGAUUCUGUUCUGGACCUUCUUUCUGAAUAUGAUCCAGUUCAGUCCAAAUAUAAUCCAACUGAAUUAUUAAUUUCCAGUUCUUUCAAACUAAAUGCAGUGUAGCUUAGUUCAGAUUUGAUUUAAUCCAAUUGACUCUAUUUCUGUCCAGGUAUUUCCUAUUGAAUACAGCCCAGUUUAAAUAAAUUAUUCUCAGUUGAAUAUAACCAAUUUCAGUCUAAUUAUAAUCAAACCAAUUCAAUAGUCAAUUCUUUAAUCAAUCCUUCCCACUUCCUUAAAUCUAAAUAUUAAUUAGUCCAUUUAAUCAUUUUCAUUUAAAAACAGUCCAAUUAUUUUCCAAUUAAAUCAAAUUACUCACAGUUACUUCUAACUACAUAAUAUACUUCAGUCCAGUCCAGAUGAGUCCUAUCAUAAUCCAACACUAUUAAAUUUUACCAAUUUAUUUUAAUAAAAUACAACAUAUUUCAGUCCCUACCCCAACUGACUCCAGUUCUGUAUAAUUAUUUCCUUUCAAAUACAGUCCAGUUGUUGAAUAUAGCUGGUUUGAAAAACAGACGGAUAGAAGGAAAAAUGAAAUUCAACCUUCUAUCCGUCUCAUUCAACUCUUUUCAGUCCAAAUAUAAUCCGACUCAUUUAAAUUUUGUGUAAUUUUGAUCUUGAAUUGAAUAUAUUCCAGUUAUAAUCCAACUGAGAUCGAUAAUUUCUGAUUAUUUCUGAAUACAAAAUACUUCAGUCAAAACAGUAACUGACUCUAAUAGAACUGAAUACAACAUAACUUAGUCCAACUAUAAUUAAACUGACCCCAUCCAUUCUAAAUCCUACCAACUGAACGCAAUCGAAUUUAGUCUGUUUAUAAAUUUGAUUUUCUUCAACUUGUUCUACCUAAAUCUGGUCAAAUUAAGUUCACUGCUUCUUAGUUCUAUAAAAAUAUCAACUAAAUACAGUCCAGUUCAGUCCUGUUAUAUUCCAAUUGAAUCAAUUCGUAUACUUUUCAAACUAAUACCAUACAGUUCAGUCCAAGUAUAAUCGGGCUGGGUCGAAUUCUGUCUCAAGUCAAACCAUUUUUACAUUCCAUUUGCUCAAACUCUUUUCAGCUGAUUAAAGUCCAUUUCAGUCCAGUAAAACCCAAUUUAAUCCAAUUCUUUGUUUACUUCCAUCAAGUGGAUAGUGGGUAUUAGCGACUGGAUAUUGUUCUCAUUAAUAAAAUAUAAAAUGCUGCGCUGAAACAAGGUAGAAAAUAUCAGUUUCCCUAUUAAAUGCUGUUUUCAUGUGGAUAAGAAGUGUGAACAUAGCAAAAAAUAUGUCGAGUCCAGAUCAGCAGGAGAAUAACAUCAAACCGCAAAUAUUGUUUGUGAUUAACAAAGAGCUGCCCAUCUUCAAGCUGAGUGUUUUUUACUGUUAAAUCCAUUUUUAAAAAUUUUGUCAGUUAUGUGUUUUUUUUCCAGUAAUUUCCAUUUUGUUUAGAUACUAUGUGAACAUAUAAUGGAAAUACUUGAAAGUAGCAAUUGAAUCGAGGGUUUUGGGCUCUAUACUCUGGCUCAGACUGGGUUUGUGAUGGGUGGUCUUGACCUGAAGUGUCUGCAUGCUUCCUGUCAGGGAAAAACAUUAAAAUGUAUGAAUAUCCAAAAGGAUACUUUUUUUGUUUGUAUGUUUUAUGGCUGUUUUGUUAUUAGAGGCUCAAACUGAGAUCCCCGUUACAUCUUUAUAACCAUGAGCUCUUAUUAUGCCAUGAAAAAUACAGAGACACCAUGCUUAUUUUCAUCAUUUUGUGUUUUUGACAAAAAAAAAACAAGUAAUCCACAACUAAUGUCAGCCUCUUGUCCUGGCCCAAACCCGGCUCAUGUUGAGUCGGAAGGAUCUCAGUUUGGGCGUUUCUGCCUGCUCUGUGCUGUGCACCUCUAGUGGAAGAAGUUUUGGUCUACUGUUUGCAUGACCUGGUUUAAUAUGUUUACAUGAAUGACGAUCAAUUAGUAUAAACACAAUUUAAUAUUACUAUGUUGUAUUGAAAACUGAUGUAAUUUUUGAGCUAUAUAAUGUGAAGUGAUUAACACCUGAAGUAAUGUUGUUGACAAAGUACAACACAGCACAGUGGACUCAUUUGCAUUGACUCUAACAGUCAAGUCUCUUUCUGAGUGAUCUUUUUUCUGUACUAUGUUUAUUUAUGGCUGUGUUUAUUGCUUGCGUUGUUUCCGCAUCUUUGACCCUACUAAAGAAAAAAAAAACAUAUCAGUGAUCGAGCAAAAUUAGUAUUUUUUAAAGUCUAUAUAAAAAAAGAGUUUUAAAAACAUAAAAGUGCAAAAAGCAACACCUAGCACCCUUUUAUGUCCUCAGAAGGAAAAGACAAUGAAGCCAUACGUAGAUUAUGAUACAUGAAUUAUUUAGUUUUUUUACUUAAUGUACAACUCAACGACCACUUUUACACCUCUGCAAGCAAUUGAAUACACACAAUAUUAUUACUGCAACUUUAACACUGAAUUAAAAGGCCUAUAAUGCUGAUAUUUUUUACAUCAUGCCAGUAUAAAAUAAUGUAUCCAAUGACAUGUUGCAUUCUGUUUAAAAAAAAAACUUUACAAACUCAGUGAAGUAACCCAUCAACUGAUCCUCCGUCGGAAAAUGAGGUUUGUUUCAUAUGUAGCUUUUAAUGUGGGUCCAUAGUACAGUAAUAAAAGGCAAUCACUCUGGAUUUACAUGACUGUAAUUGUGGAAUAUAUGCAAACUGUGUUUGAAGGGCUUCAUGUUGAGUGUACUAUAGCCAAUGUUGAUGACUUUUAUAACCUGGCUAUUAUAUGUUUGGUAAAGACUUUCUGUUGAACCUUUCUUGGGAUUUAUUUCCACUCAGCUGUGUUUUUUUAAGCCUCUGUUACCCAUUACAAACACUAAAAUGCAUCAAGAAGCACAUGUAUAUUAUAUAAAUAUAUAUAUAUAUAUAUAUAAAUAUAAGUAUAUAUUGUAUAUCCUUUUUUGUAAAAGCUGUUUUGAGCUACAAAUGUAUGGAUGCAAUGCAUCAUAGGUUAUUGAAAAAGUAUGAAAAUACAAUUUGUAUCCACAAAGAAAUGACUGCAGGAAAUGAAAUAAAACUUCCUUGUCUAUG